Centropristis striata (black sea bass) is the source of this 1516-nucleotide messenger RNA. It is a transcript of the gene nkain5, whose product is annotated as sodium/potassium transporting ATPase interacting 5. Bases 196 to 783 code for a protein of 195 amino acids. The transcript has 7 exons. Lineage: Eukaryota; Metazoa; Chordata; Actinopteri; Perciformes; Serranidae. The record is from RefSeq and is a predicted model, not a curated record. Gene Ontology annotation, biological process: regulation of sodium ion transport.
ACAGCCUGCGUGUUUUCCUCAUGAGCUAAAGUGCACUGAGCGUUUCCUUACACAUCUGGGGAUGGACAUAAAGCCUCGAAGCUCUAGCGCGUGUGUUUGAGUAAUUACAUUUUUUUUAAUCCAGCCACUUUACUGUUGUUUUCUACAUCUUCAUCACUACAUCAUCCUCAUCAGAAGCAGCAGAGAGGAGAGAAGAUGGGCUGCUGCUCUGCACGGUGCACGCUGAUCCUCCUGUGUUGUCUGCAGUUGAUAACUGCGCUGGAGCGGCAGGUGUUUGACUUCCUGGGCUACCAGUGGGCUCCCAUCAUGGUCAACUUCUUCCACAUCCUCAUGGUCAUCCUCGGCCUGUUCGGUGUCAUCCAGUACAGAUCACGCUUUGUCGUCAUGUACCUGCUGUGGACGCUGCUGUGGGUCGGCUGGAAUGUCUUUGUUAGCUGUCUCUACUUGGAUUUGGGAGGGCUUUCAAAGGACAGUGAUAUUCUCUCUCUGGGAGUAUCGUCACAUCAUUCGUGGUGGAAGGACAACGGGCCGGGGUGUGAGAGCGCUGGCCUUCCCUCCGCUGGGUGGCAGAACCAGAAAAACCCCGAGCUGACCACAGUGCUGAGCUGCUGGCUGGAAUACCAGUACAUCGAGAUCCUGCACUGCAUCGUCCAGCUCCUCGUAUCUCUCCCAGGAUUUGUUUAUGCCUGCUACGUCGUCAGCUCUUUCUCAGAAGAGGAAGACAGCUUUAAUUUCAUUGGUGAAUUUCAUCAUCCAUCCAAACCCUCUCAGUUGUUCUUCUAGUUUAAAGACCCGCAGAUUAUAAAUAACCACACAAAUAAAGUGGUUGGGGAAAGUCAAGAAGGAGCUUGGCAGAAGUGGAGACGACUUUGAAGACUGUCUUUGUGAAAUUGUUUUGACCUGGCUGUCAAUAAAAACCUCACUGUCACCUCACUGUGCACCAAAUAUACACUGUCCUGAGUCAAGAGGAGAAAUUCCCUGUGUAAAAUGUAUGGAUCAUGUGUUGCCUCAAAUGCUGUAAAUCCAGAUUAAAAUCUACCUCUGUGUGUGUGUGUGUGUGUGUGUGUGUGUGUGUGUGUGUGUGUGUGUGUGUGUGUGUGUGAAAGAAAUCACUACAUCUGAAGCACUCGAGUUCUUGAUUUGAUUUGACAGAUGUAAAUAAGUAGCAGUUUUGUUCUGAUGUUUUGUAAAAUGUAUAAAUUAUCAAUAAUGUGUAAUUUCAGUUUUUUUUAAAACUCAACUUGUGUGAUAUUAUUAUCAAUAAAUAAACAAUGCUCACAAAAUAGCCAAACAUUUUUUAUUAUUAUUUAUUAUUUUUGAAGACCAUAAAAUGUUGCCCUUUUCCAUAACUCAAAUAAUUUGUCCUUCUUUUGUCCUACAUGCAUCCUAUUAAACCAAGGUUUCUGUAGGUAUAUAUGCACAGGUGUGGACUUGAGUAACAAAUUUGAUGACUUCAGACUUGACAAAAUCAAAAAAGACUUCAACACCAGUUACUUUUGACUUCACUUGGACUUGA